AUGGCAUUUGGAGCUAAACAACUUCGCACAGAGUGUUACCUUCGGCAGCUACGUAUCGUUAAAAAAGGCCCGGACGCCAACGACCACAAGUCAGGAUAUGUUGCGUUAUUAAUGCAACAGAAGCGCGCGUUCAGCGAGAUGCAACGUCUAGGUGUGGAGGAAGGUCCGGCUGAACGCGGUGUAGUGGGUAACAAACGUCGUACUCGCCACUGCAUGCUACGGCUUUUGAAUGUCAUCACAUUUUGGACGGAUUUUCACUCAGCGUACUUGAGUUCCCGUCCAGAAUUCAGCAAGCUUGUUUCACCUCUGGCAGUAUUCGAAAAAUGCAAUCCUGAGUUCACCGUUCCUCACGAAGCUGCAAAAUUACGAAAUAUGUGGAAGGAUAUUACUGGUCGUUAUGCUACUGCUGUGGCGAACUCUCAAAUUUCAGGCGUGCACGACAAUGAUUUCUUUUCUUUCUGCUCCGGAAAAAUCGACGUCCUGUACAUGCGUGAGUGGAUGCGUGAAAAACCUGGUUUGUUGGAGUCCGUAGAAGGGAAACUGCCAAAACGUGCUCGUUUACAUACAAUGGAGGGAUGUAGUGACAGCGACGACGACGAGGUUGGAGGAUCUCGUCAAUCAAAAAAACAACGUACUCGCUCGAAGAAAGGGAAGCGCUUGAGCUAG
This is a messenger RNA of Phytophthora infestans T30-4, 666 nucleotides long. RefSeq lists its product as uncharacterized. The transcript is spliced from 3 exons. Bases 1 to 666 code for a protein of 221 amino acids. NCBI's taxonomy places the organism in Eukaryota, Oomycota, Peronosporomycetes, Peronosporales, Peronosporaceae. The record is from RefSeq and is a predicted model, not a curated record.